UUGCGGCUUACACGCAUCGAAAAUAUAUUGAACCAUGGGAAGCUGCGAUUUGUGGAUCUUUUGCUGGUGGUAUAACCGCCGGUGUCACUACGCCUUUAGAUGUUAUCAAAACACGAUUGAUGCUGUCAGCUAAAGAUCAAAGCAUACAUAAUUAUUUUGGAAUAACAAACACAUUUUAUCGUAUUUUAACGCAAGAAGGUAUAAAAGUGUUAUUUUCUGGAAUAGGCCCACGCGUAUUGUGGAUAUCUGUUGGUGGAUACGUAUUUUUAGGUGUUUAUGAAAAG
Messenger RNA from Racocetra persica, 284 nucleotides. The record is from the annotation of a GenBank genome assembly. NCBI's taxonomy places the organism in Eukaryota, Fungi, Glomeromycota, Glomeromycetes, Diversisporales, Gigasporaceae.